AACAUAUCCACGCCUCGCCCACUGCCACUCGCUCACCAACAUUUUUGUUCCCAAACGGUCUUCGUUUAUACCGUUUAUUCUUAUUCUCUCGCUUGAACCUUGGUUUCGGGUGCCAUGUUGCUUACUCAUGGGUUCUAGACCGUGAACGCCAACAAAACCGUGUACUAUACAUUAAUACUCACUCGGUAGACCCGGAAACGAUCGGAAGAGGUACCGAUUUUAUUGAACAAUGCUGUGUUGGUGAAGGGAUGAUGAACGGACGUGACGGCGAUGGCGUCGAGACCAGGGAGGUCGGGAAUAGGGGCACCCAUGCCCAUGAGACGACUCAAAUCUAUCUCAACAAAGUCCCGACCGCCCCCUCUGUUCCCGCCAGGCAUUCCGCAACACCGAAGGCGGCCGAACUCACAACCGUUGCCCGCCAGUGGUACCGUCGGAUUGUCGUCGACCUCAUACUCCGCCGCAGGUCCCUGCCUCCAUCCAAGAACGGGCGGUGUAUACCCCUGCGGCCGGACCGCGGGGGGGUGCUCAUCGACGAACGGCGGGGGUAUCCUUACAUUUCCAACUAUAUCCGGACUUCACGCUACACACUGUACGACUUCCUCCCCAAGCAGCUCUUCUUCCAGUUCACCCGCUUGGCCAACUUUUACUUCCUCUGCGUCGGCAUUCCGCAGACCAUCCCGGGCGUCAGCACCACAGGCAACUUCACCACCAUUCUACCACUAUUGUUCUUCGUCCUCCUCACCAUCGCCAAGGAGGGCUACGAUGAUUGGCGGAGACACCGUCUCGACAAGGUUGAAAAUGCAAAGUUAGCGACGGUCCUGAGACUGAGGGGUGGAGGGAGCGGUAGAAACAGCAACGGGUGGAAGUCACUGUUCGGCAGCAUACCAACAAACGAACUCGGGGACGUCGAGCAGUGUGAAACAGGGGCGCCUUCUCACCCAGGGCUACGAUGGCGGACGAUCAAGUGGCAGGAUCUUCAAGUUGGAGAUGUCGUGAAGCUGGCGAGAGACGACGACGUGCCCGCCGACCUUGUGCUCCUGCAUGCCGAGGGCGAGGAGGGCUUGGCCUAUGUUGAAACCAUGGCCCUCGACGGCGAGACAAACUUGAAGAGCAAGCAAGUGUCGGUAAUCUUGAAGGGGUGUGAUUCCGUCGAGAGUCUCUGCAGCUCUGGGGCUGAGUUUGUCAUCGAGGACCCCAAUCCGGAUCUGUAUCGCUUCGACGGCCGGGUGACAGUGGAUGGGGAGACGAUGCCCCUGACACUGAAUGAGGUCGUGUACCGCGGCUGCACCAUACGCAAUACUGCGAGCGUCAUCGGGAUGGUCAUCAACACCGGGGAGGAGACCAAAAUCCGACGGAACGCAAACCGCCAUCCGAGUGCCAAAAAGCCUGCUCUCGAGCGUAUGGCCAACAUGAUUGUCAUCGCCCUCGUCCUCUACCUCAUUGCCCUAGUUGCUGGCCUGUCAGGGGGCUACGCCAUCUGGCAACGUACUUACGAGCGAGCUGCUUGGUACCUGAAUGAUGUUCCGGUUCCCCUCGCGCACAUCAUCGUGGGCUAUGCCAUCCAGUUCAACAACGUCAUCCCCUUGGCUCUGUACGUGAGCCUGGAGAUCGUUAAGAUCUGCCAGAUGCUGCUGCUAAACUCGGACAUCGAAAUGUACGACAAGGUGUCCGAUACCCCGGCACGAUGCAACACCAACACCAUCCUCGAAAACCUCGGCCAAGUCGGUUAUUUGUUUUCGGACAAGACAGGGACGCUGACGGAGAACAUGAUGAGGUUCCGCAAGAUGAGUGUUGCAGGCACUGCCUGGUUGCACGAGGCGGAUCUUGCUAAGGGUUCCGAGUCGCCAGAUAGCAAGGAGACGCAGGACGGUGGCUCGGAGAACCUGGAUUUGAGCCCCGGGCAAGGAGGUGCCCCCUCAAGCGACGCCAGAUUUUCGGAAUUUCUAUCUCCCCCGAUAUCCAGUCGUCCCCCCACUAGCCGCCGCUCCUCGUCCCAAUGGCGGUCGACCGGCCGACCUGACCAUGUACAACCAGAUCUCACCACAUCGGAUCUGUUGGAAUACCUUCGGCUACGCCCCAAUUCCCUUUUCUCGAGGCGUGCCACCCAAUACAUUUUAGCAAUGGCGCUCUGCCAUACCUGCCUACCAGAAACAAAGGACGGAAAAGUCGACUUCCAGGCGGCUUCACCUGAUGAGCUUGCCCUCGUAAGAGCAGCUCAAGAUCUCGGCUUCUUGGUGAUCCAGCGGACCACGCAAGCCGUAACCCUCCGAAUUACUACUGGAGACAGCGAUACAAACCGCACCUACCAAAUCCUUGACGUGCUCGAGUUCAGCAGUAAACGCAAGCGCAUGUCGAUCAUCGUACGCUGCCCAGACGGCAGGAUAUGGCUCCUGACGAAGGGUGCAGACUCGGCCAUUCUCCCACGCCUGAGAAUGGCAGACCUGGCAACGCAAAAGGCCAAGGAGCUGCGCGAAAGCAUCGACUUUGAACACCAACUGCUGCGAAAGAGCGAGGCUCACGAACCACGCAACAGUUUUGGUGGGCGGCCCAGUCUUACCAUCAGACGCAGCCUUGCCCUCGGCCGGCAGGGGAUCUUGACCGUUCCCGGAAGCACGUCGCUGGAUGUUAGCAGGAGCAAGUCGUUUGAGGUUUCUCAUUUGGACCCUCUCGCCCGUCUCCGGUCUCACGCCUCACCCAACGCUCGCACGGCGUCCCUUGAUGCUCGCCGGGUCCCGAGCAACAUCUCAUCUGCCCAAACUGAGGCGGUGCCGAGCAAGUUUGCACAUCUCGAAGACCCAUCGCUCUCGGAUGAGGCCGCCAUCUUCACCCGCUGCUUCAGGCAGAUUGACGACUUUGCCACUGAAGGACUUCGAACGCUAUUGUUUGCUCACCGGUUCCUCGCUGAGCAAGAGUACAACAGCUGGAAGGAAUUGUACCGAGACGCAGAGACCAGUUUAGUGGAUCGUCAAGACCGAAUCGAAGCCGCAGGGGAGAUGAUAGAGCAGUCUCUUGACCUGAUCGGCGCAUCCGGCAUCGAGGAUCAGCUGCAGCCCGGCGUUGCCGAGACGAUAGACCGGCUCCGGCGGGCAAACAUCAAAAUCUGGAUGCUUACCGGAGACAAGCGGGAAACGGCUAUCAACAUCGCCCACUCAGCACGUAUCUGCUUGCCCGGGUCUGACAUCUUCGUCCUGGAUAGCGCCAAAGGCGGGUUAGAAGUCCAGAUCCUAACCAUCAUGGAAGACCUCCAAAUCCAAACCGAAACGAAUGCUUCCCACACCCCAGGCCACACAGUAAUCGUCAUCGACGGGCACACCCUCGCCGCCCUCGAAGAACCAGCCUCCGCCGCCGCCAAGACCGCCUUCUACCAGCUCAUCCUCACCAUCGACUCCGUAAUCUGCUGCCGCGCCUCCCCCGCCCAAAAAGCCCUCCUCGUCCGCACCGUCCGCAACGCCUCCACCACCACCAACCCCCCCCUCCUCCACCGCCUCCUCCCCCCCUGGCUCGCCCACCCCCUCAGCACCCUCACCAACCCCACCCCACUAACCCUCGCCAUCGGCGACGGCGCCAACGACCUCGCCAUGCUCUCAGCCGCGCACGUCGGGAUCGGCAUCUCGGGCCGCGAGGGCCUGCAGGCCGCGCGCGUGGCCGACUACGCGAUCGCGCAGUUCCGCUUCCUCGCGCGCCUGCUGCUGGUGCACGGGCGGUGGAGCUACGCGCGCACGGCGCGCUUCGUGCUGGCCACCUUCUGGAAGGAGAUGCUCUUCUACCUGCCGGCGGCGCUGUACCAGGGGCUGGUGGGGUAUACGGGGACGAGUUUGUAUGAGAUGUGGAGUCUGACGGCGCUGAAUACGCUGUUUACGAGCCUGUGUGUCAUUGUGCCCGGGGUGUGGGAGCAGGAUCUGGGCGCGGAGACGGUGUUGGCGGUGCCGGAGCUGUAUGUGUUUGGGCAGAGAGGGAGGGGGUUGGCGGUGGGGAUGUAUUUGUGGUGGAUGGCGGCGGCCGCGGCGGAGGGGGUGUUGGUGUGGUUUUUGUGUUGGGUCGUGUAUGGCGGGAUGGGGCCGGUUAGGGAUGGCGGGUUGUUCGCGCUGGGGAAUUUGGUGUUUUCGGUGAAUAUCGUGUGGACUAACUUGAAGCUUUUGAUCCUGGACACCCACUACAAGAACGAUAUUGUCAUUUAUUCGUUCAUCAUCACUGUCGCCGGCUGGUGGGUGUGGCAGGUGUUUCUGGCCGGCGCAUAUUCCCCCGGCGUGUGGCCAUACGCGGUUAAAAACGGCUUCUUCUCGUCUUUCGGCCCGGACCCGGCGUGGUGGGUGGCGCUGUUCGGCGCGCUUGGUGUUCUUACUUGCAUGGAGCUGGCUUACAAGUCGGCCAAGCGCAACCUCGUCGUGGCUGGUUUGUGGAAGCUUGGUUGGAAGUGGCUGAAGUGGUCGACGUGGAAGGCAGCUUUCUGGACGUCGCCUGGCGCUGGCGCCGGGGCCGUGUGGUCUGAGGAAGGGACUAAGGGGUGUGUGGAAGAGUGGGAUGUGGAACUAUGGCAAGUAAUGGAGCAGGAUCCUGCUAUCAGGGAUACGCUGCGCAGGAUGAGCAAGUUCGAGUACGAAAAGGAAAGGGAGGCGGAAGAGGAUGGACUUGACAACGGCAUUAAUUAGAUUGAGGGUUUCCAUAUUCUGGAAACUUACACAUAUACUAUAGAAUAAUAACUUUUCAGUGCCUUUAGAU
Molecule: messenger RNA, 4719 nt
Organism: Chaetomium fimeti
Lineage: Eukaryota; Fungi; Ascomycota; Sordariomycetes; Sordariales; Chaetomiaceae
Exons: 2
Coding region: 249-4649 (1466 amino acids)
Biological process (GO): endocytic recycling; post-Golgi vesicle-mediated transport; phospholipid translocation
Cellular component (GO): plasma membrane
Molecular function (GO): ATP binding; ATP hydrolysis activity; ATPase-coupled intramembrane lipid carrier activity
Source: RefSeq, a predicted model, not a curated record